GAAAAAAAAUAGAAAAAAGGUUUGUUCCACUCGUAUUCGCUUGUCACGUUUCUUCAUCGAAACUUCAAUCAAAUUUCCUCUUCCUUCUUCUGCAAGAUCCAAUCCUCUCAAACCCCAUUUUCCUCACUUCACCAUCCCUGUUUCAUUAUCCAUUCAAUUCAAAUCCUUCUUCUAGUUUCAGUUUCUGCAGAGCAUGUUGCACAGAAGCUUCAAGCCCGCAAAGUGCAAAACGGCAUUGAAGCUCGCCGUUUCACGCAUAAAGCUUCUCAAGAACAAGAGAGAAGCUCAGGUCAGGCAACUCAAGAAGGAGUUAGCCAAAUUGCUCGAGUCUGGUCAGGAUCAAACUGCUAGAAUCAGGGUGGAACAUGUUGUCAGGGAAGAGAAGACAAUGGCAGCUUAUGAUCUUAUUGAGAUUUACUGUGAAUUGAUGGCGGCGCGCUUGCCCAUGAUUGAAUCACAGAAAAACUGCCCCAUCGAUUUGAAGGAAGCAGUUUCGAGUUUAAUAUUUGCAAUUCCAAGAUGUUCAGACUUACCUGAGCUCAUGGAUGUGAAGAAGCAAAUUACAUCCAAGUAUGGAAAAGAAUUUGUCUCAGCUGCUGUUGAAUUACGUCCUGACUGUGGUGUAAAUCGCUUGUUGGUUGAGAAAUUGUCUGCCAAAGCACCCGAUGGUCCAGCCAAGAUAAAAAUAUUAGCUGCUAUAGCCGAGGAGCAUAAUAUCAAAUGGGAACCCAAGUCAUUUGGAGAAACUGAUGUGAAGUCUUCUCAAGACUUGUUGGUUGGACCAAAUACUUUUGAGAAGGCUUCUUUUGUAGAACCUUCUCAAGUCCAUGUUCCACCUGUCCAUGAUGAAAAGGGUCCUCCAAGUGUACAUACUUCCUCGGAACUUAAACCAAUGCAUGAUGCAUCUACAAAUUCAUAUGAGCAGAACACAAGUAGUGCUUCUAGAAAAGCUAGUGGCAAUCAGUCAACCACAUCAGGCAUGUCUGAUCCAGAAAUCAGAUCUUCAGGACCUGGAAAUCAAGAAAUGGAUUUUAGAGAUUCGCAUUCUGGAAACAGGAGUUCUUUUCCUGUGGGGAGGCAGAACUGGAACAUGGAAUUCAAGGAUGCUGCCUCUGCUGCUCAGGCGGCUGCAGAAUCUGCGGAACGUGCAAACAUGGCUGCAAGAGCAGCUGCAGAAUUUUCAAACCGUGAAAACAUGACAAGGCAGUAUUCAAGUGGAUCACAUAGGUCUUCUCGCAAUGAGUCAAGAGAUGAAGUACCUCAAAAAUAUGCUUUUCAUGAUGACAAACAUCUUUCUACAGGCUCUGUUAAUAGCACCUUCCAUAGAGGCAGUUCUGGAAUGCACAAUGAACAGGGUACUGCUAGAGAACAAGAUAACCUGGUAGGAUCCCCCAAUGAACAUUACAGGAACAGUCAUCAGAAUGUGGUGAAACAUGACCGGUCACCUUCGGUGAAGUUUGGUAGUUCUUUUGUUGAUGAUACAUAUCAGCACAAUAACUCCUUUAAGCAAGAGAAUAAUGACUUACAUGAACUGAGCACAAAAAGGCAAGCAAGCCGAACUGAAGAAGAUUUUGUUACUGAAUUUCAUGGUGAUGAUUAUUUGAAUCCUGAAGACAAUGAUCACUUUGGAUAUGCAAGGACAAACAGACAAUAUAGAAAAGCUUCCUCUUCUAAUCUCAGUAUUCAAAGUGAUGAUCACAAUGACAAUUUGAACUUGAAUGAUUGGACGACAGGGAAAAGCGCUGGGGAAGACAUUUUUUUUACUGAAGGAAACACUGUGGAAACAAGUUCUUACAAUGAUACUUCUGUUGCAUUUGAUGAUUCGGGUUCAGAGGAUGAUGGUUACAAAUUUGAUGUUGAUCAAAAUUACAAGGGUGAGCAAUCUAGCUUGUUCUCCUCAUCUCCUGAUUACAAAUCUCAAAUUGAUAAAUUGGAAAAUACAAGUUCUUGGAGGCAUGGACAGAACAUUGAUGAGAAAGAAACAAGUUCCGAUACACAGUCACAUUUUUCUGUGGUUUCUGAAAGAUUGACAAAGUCUGAAGUUUCUUAUGAAAAAGAAAACCAGCUACCUGUCACUUUUGAUGAUUCAGAUGAUGCAGGCUCCGAUAGCGAGGUGGAUUUGGUUAAGUCUAAGGUUUCUGGGACCUCUAACUAUGGAAGUUAUGUCCUUGAUCAGAAUGCAAGCCAUGGGGCUUUAGGUUCCUCAUCAAGAAGUGAUAAAAAUUUGGGUACAGACAGAAAGUCUUGGUUGUCACCGUCUUCAGUUGGUUCAGAUGCUGUGCAAGAGCAUUUUGAGAGGGAGGUAGACACCACUACUAUGACAGAAAAUCACGGUCGUGAUGACUUGCCCACCAAUGAGCCAUCUUCAAAAGGAAGAAGAAGCUCUAUAUUGGAUUUUGAUUCUAAGCGAAAUAUCCAUGCAUUGCAGUCACCUAAUAAUGUUGAUGAGGCUGAAAUUUCGGAGAAAUCUUUUAUGGAAGAUGGUAUUGAAUUAAACUAUGGAACAUUGAAAGGUGGUCGUCGCAACAAAAGCUAUUGGCAACCACCUUAUAUUAAGAACACCUCGGAUGAUGUUUCAUCUUCAUUGGGGGACACUGCAGUACAGAAUGAAAGAUCUUUGCCGACAGUGAGGACUUCAGUCAGCUCUGAUGCUCCUGUUCAGGAUAAAUACAAGAGGGAAGUCAGCAGAGGAAAUAAAAAUGUGGGCUUGAAAACACAUAACACAUCUUCUGAUUCUGAUCGUUAUAAUCUGGUUGCAAAUACACAAGAGACAAGUAGAACUACUAAACCUAGCAUUCAGAAAGAACAAGUGGAAGCAAAAAAGAAGUCUAGCUCUCGAGCCCCCGUUCCUUACUUUGAUUCUGAUGAUGGUGAUUCUGAGGAUGAACUUCCUAGACAAAAUUCAGCCACAGCCCGUCCUGUCAGUCGAAUCUCUCGAAGGACAGCUUCACCAAAAACGGGUUCAGGUUUAAGUUCGAAGAAUGCUCCUUCAUCUGAGGCUCCUGCGACUUCUGGUACAGGACUUGGAUGGAAAUCUUCAAGGGUUUCUAAUGAGAGCAGAAACCAAAAUGCCUCAUCCACAAUGAGGAGCUCUGAAUCUGCAAGGCUGCAACCUUCCAGUUCUGUUCCUAAAACAGUGAGAAAAGAUAGUGAAGAAGGUGAAGCGGCUUCCAAAUCUCAAAAUUCUGAUGGAGACACUCCCUCUAAGCAGAAGGCAACUGUUCACGUUCAUCCAAAGUUACCUGACUAUGAUUCCUUUGCUGCUCAUUUCCUGUCUCUUAAGAAGGAUCGUCAGUGAAUUUAACGUGCUUGGGCAUAGCAAUUAGCAACAUAGCUUGUGUUACAUAGUCUAAAAGCUUUACUUUUCUACAGUCUAUUUUGUCACAUAUAGAUGCGUGAUUUGAGAUUCAAAUUACAUGAAGAAUAAAGAUACUGCAUUCUUUUUUUGUGUAAAUUGAGUGAGAAUUUGGUUUACCCAUUUCUUUUUUUGUACAUCUCUAUUUCAGGACUACUAAAAAAGUUUUGAAUACGUAAUUGCCUUGUUUUGUUCAUUUA
Lotus japonicus is the source of this 3555-nucleotide messenger RNA. RefSeq lists its product as uncharacterized. The record is from RefSeq and is a predicted model, not a curated record. The transcript is spliced from 7 exons. Gene Ontology annotation, biological process: protein transport. NCBI's taxonomy places the organism in Eukaryota, Viridiplantae, Streptophyta, Magnoliopsida, Fabales, Fabaceae. Bases 194 to 3298 code for a protein of 1034 amino acids.